CGUCAUUCGACAUUUCGAGCAUUAUCCCUCUACUAUUUAAGUCGAAUAUCAUUAUUCUUUUUUCAUUCAACACUGACUCUGUGACUUGUGAGGUCGUCAUCACGGUUUGUUUUUCAUUAGGAAUUUAGGCUGAUUUUUCCCUGGAAUAAAGUAAUUUUGUCUUAUAAAAUUAAAUUAUAACUUGUUUUUUCCACAUCGUUCCUGCGUCGACCCAUCCGAAUUAAAUUUAUAACUGUCAUCAUGAUUGCACAAAAAUUGUGGUCUUUAAUUUUCGUUGGGCUAUUAAUCUCAUCUUCCGCCAAUGCUGGUCCAAUCGCAGCAGGAAUUUGCUAUGCUGGAUGUGCUGCCGUCACGGUCGCAUGCUUUUCAGCCGCUGGCUUCACAUUUGGCACCGUUCCUGGAGCAGUGAUUGCUGCUACACCCAUGUUAGCUGCGUGCAAUGCAGCAUUUGGGAUUUGUGAAGCAAGCUGUGUCGCAGCAUUAAUCGUACCUGUACCGUAGGGCUUAAAGCCUAAAAUUGUUUUCUUUUCAACAGUGCAUGUACUUAAUGAACUAUUUUUUUUAAAUGUAUACAUUUUUUUUAUUUUCAUACGCCAAAGUUUUGCAUUAAAGUGUUGGUAAAUCAUCAAAUAUAAAAAUUAACUAAAAUAAAUAAUUUUUUUCAUAAUAAAUAGUAAUACAUUGAUAUACAUAAACUGCUUUGAUUAUCUUCAUUA
Molecule: messenger RNA, 716 nt
Organism: Acyrthosiphon pisum (pea aphid)
Lineage: Eukaryota; Metazoa; Arthropoda; Insecta; Hemiptera; Aphididae
Exons: 2
Coding region: 241-501 (86 amino acids)
Source: RefSeq, a predicted model, not a curated record